This is a messenger RNA of Monopterus albus (swamp eel), 3907 nucleotides long. RefSeq names its product protein kinase C, delta a (gene prkcda). NCBI's taxonomy places the organism in Eukaryota, Metazoa, Chordata, Actinopteri, Synbranchiformes, Synbranchidae. Gene Ontology annotation, molecular function: diacylglycerol-dependent serine/threonine kinase activity; ATP binding. Bases 203 to 2257 code for a protein of 684 amino acids. The transcript has 18 exons. The record is from RefSeq and is a predicted model, not a curated record. Gene Ontology annotation, biological process: protein phosphorylation.
AGUGCGUGGCGUGUGUAGCAGGUAAACGUCACAGCUCGCGGAGAAAGCCUCUGUGAGCGGGCGCCACACUUCCUCAAUCGACGGAAUCACAGAGCAAAAAAAAACCGAGGGGAGGAGAAAAAGCAACUUUCGUCGUGCUGCGGCGAAAAAGAACAGCGGCAAGUUUGCAGGAGGAGGGCAGGUGACCCUGGUACUUGUCACCAUGGCUCCUUUCCUUAGGAUUGCCUUUAACUCAUAUGACUUGGGCAUCCUGCCCCCCUUGACGGAUCCUCCUUUCUGUGCAAUCAAGAUGAAGGAGGCCUUGGCAACUGAACGAGGUAAGACCCUGGUCCAGCGGAAACCCACCAUGUACCCGGCCUGGAAGGCCAGUUUUGAUGCGCACAUCUAUGAGGGUCGUGUGCUGGAGGUACUGCUGAUGAAGACAGCAGAGGAGCCACUGGCUGAGGUCACUGUUGGUGUGUCUGUCCUUGCUGAACGCUGUAAGAAAGCCAACGGGCGUGCUGAAUUCUGGGUGGAUCUCCAGCCUUCUGGGAAAGUGAUGAUGGCAGUGCAGUAUUUUCUGGAGGAAACUGAUGCAGAGAGAAAACAGGCUGCAAAGGAGGAAGAUGCUCCUACCCUGAACCGCAGACGAGGGGCCAUUAAGCAGGCCAAGAUCCACUUCAUAAAGAACCAUGAGUUCAUCGCCACGUUCUUCAGACAGCCCACUUUCUGCUCUGUGUGCAGAGAGUUUGUCUGGGGUCUCAACAAGCAAGGCUAUAAAUGCAGACAAUGCAAUGCAGCCAUUCACAAGAAAUGCAUAGACAAAAUCAUCGGCAGAUGUACUGGUACUGCUGCCAACAGUCGGGAUACUGUGUUCCAAAAGGAGCGUUUUAAAAUUGACAUGCCACAUCGUUUCAAGAUCAACAACUACAUGAGUCCCACCUUCUGCGACCACUGUGGAAGUCUGCUGUGGGGUCUGGUCAAACAAGGCCUCAAGUGUGAAGAUUGUGCAAUGAAUGUCCAUCACAAGUGUCAGGAUAAAGUAGCCAACCUUUGUGGUAUCAACCAGAAACUUUUAGCUGAAGCACUUACACAAGUCAGCCAGAAAUCAUCCACCCGCCGUUCAGAUCCAAACCUACCUAAUCUGCCUGAUAUAGGAAUAUAUGAUGAAGUUAGCAAGCUUGCUGGACUCCAAAUCAAUGAUGGAUCUCCCUAUGGCAGACUGUGGGAGGGGUCCAGUCCACGCCCUCAGUCUCGUCUUACCCACCUUACCCGGGUCAACGUGGACAACUUUGUCUUCCACAAGGUCUUGGGAAAAGGCAGCUUUGGCAAGGUUCUCCUAGCAGAGCUGAAAGGCCGUGAGGAGUACUUCGCAGUCAAGGCUCUGAAGAAAGAUGUAGUGCUGAUGGAUGACGAUGUGGAGUGCACUAUGAUAGAGAAGAGAGUCUUGGCUUUGGCCUGGGAAAACCCCUUCCUCACACACCUUUACUCCACCUUCCAGACCAAGGAGCAUCUCUUCUUUGUGAUGGAGUAUGUGAAUGGAGGAGACUUGAUGUUUCACAUUCAGGAGAAAGGGCGCUUUGAACUCUACAGAUCCAUGUUCUAUUCAGCUGAGAUCAUUUGUGGUCUCCAGUUUUUACAUUCCAAAGGGGUCAUCUACAGAGAUCUUAAGUUAGACAAUGUGAUGCUGGAUUGUGAGGGACACAUAAAGAUUGCUGACUUCGGCAUGUGCAAGGAGAACGUGUUUGGAGACAAUCGUGCCACGACUUUCUGCGGCACUCCUGACUACAUUGCUCCAGAGAUCCUGCUGGGACAGAAAUACUCAUUUUCAGUUGACUGGUGGUCAUUUGGGGUGCUGCUGUAUGAGAUGAUGGUUGGACAGUCGCCUUUCCAUGGAGAUGAUGAGGAUGAGCUGUUUGAGUCCAUCCGCAUGGAUACUCCCCACUAUCCCCGCUGGAUCAGCAAAGAGGUCAAGGACCUGCUUGAGCGGUUAUUCGAAAGAGACCCCACUCGCAGGCUAGGGGUUGUGGGUAACAUCCGUUUACACCCCUUCUUUAAGACCAUUAACUGGCAGGCCUUGGAAAAUAGGGAGGUUGAACCACCCUUCAAACCCAAAGUGAAAGCACCGAAUGAUUGCAGCAACUUUGAUCGGGAGUUCCUCAGUGAGAAGCCUCGCCUCUCCUUCAGCGAUAAGAACUUCAUAGACUCCAUGGACCAGUCAGCAUUCGCUGGUUUUUCAUUCAUCAACCCCAAGAUGGAACAGCUUUUAGAAAACUGACUGCUGUAAUGACAUUCACACUUGGGUUACAUCCCUACUGUUUAUGGGACAGUUAAUCAGUUCUGUCGCAGACAUUGCGACAGAACUGAUUAACUGUGUGACCAUAUUUCACACACAAACUAUUCCCAUUGGGUACGUUUAAAAAUUAUACAAGUAGAAACAGAUCGCUGUACUGUAUAUAUGAUGUUUGUGUGCAUGCUUAUUAUUUGUGUAGGUUGUGAAGGCCUGUAUGAGUAAUAAUAUGAUAGUGUGAGGCUGAAAAACCUUACAUUCCACCUGACAUCACUGCUGUCAUCUGCAGUCUGUCCCUCUUGGUAACAUUCAGUUCAAACCAAAUGGUAAUGAAAAAUUAUGGAGAGAGAAAGAAACAUAGGAAUUACCUGUACUGUAUACUUAAACUCAGACCAAAAAAAACCUACACUGUAUCAAAAGAACCAUCAAAUUUACAGUAAAACACUGGCAGCACGGUUAACAGCCCAUUACUGUAAAUUUACUAACUAAUUUAAUUUAACUAAUUUAAUUACCCUAACUCUAACCCAAGCUAAUGUUACGUAAUAAUCUUACUUGAAAUGCUAGCGUUCACAGCGGCCAAGGUGAUCCUGCCUGCUAGUGCGAUUAAUGGAAGGGACAGUCGAAAUAUUGUUAACUUUACCUUCACAAAAGUACAGUAGUCCAACAUGGAAAGGAAAUAUACUGAGAUAAAAUUUGAUUCAAAUGUACUUAAUACUCCACUUACCUUAACUGGCUGUGAAUCAGUUCUCUUGCUGCCAGCGGUAAUCCAGAACAGUUGAAGUCCCACAGUUCAUCUAUCAAUUUGAAACUUACAGUAGUACACUGUGGAUGUGGUCCAGAAGUGUUGGUAACACAGCUGAAUGCUGCCAGAAUACAUCAAGUAAUAUAUUGUAGUUUUGAAAUGCAGCCAGAUUACUGAAAAAUCAGGCUGUAGAUUUUACAGCAAUUUGUUACAGUGUAUCAUGUUUAAAUAUAGCUUACUAAUGAAUGGUAUCUGUCUUUGAAACAUCUGAUUUUUAUUGCCUUUGACUGGAAAAAUUAUGUCUAGCUGACAAAGAAGAACUUGUGUUUGCAUGGUUGACUAACCAAUUUAUGUAAAGAUCAAAAAUAAAUAGAACAGCUGGUCACAGCUGUAUGUAAUAGGACCUGCCUUUGGACAGUGGCAGAUUGGGUGCAGGUAGGAUUGCAAAACCUUCUGCAAACAUCGAGCGAGAAGUCAAUCCAUUGCUGUUAUUAGACAAUGCAUAUGUACAGUAUAUUGUUGUAACAUUAUCAGUUUGCUAUGGAUGUACUUUUUUUUAAUGUCUCCAUCUUUUACAUCUGAUUAAAAUACCGUCAAUGCCCAAGUCUGAUCUGCUUCUUUUAAAACGUAUGCAGUUUACAUUAUCCUUGUGCCAUGGAAGCUUAAGAUCUCAGACACAAGGGGGAAUUUUAGAGGUCAGAUCAGAGCUUAUCUAUGGUGCAGUCACAUGUUAUUAAUGAAAGGCUCCUUGGUUUAUCAGUUAGAUAUUUAUUACAGUUGUAUUUUAGUGUUUUAAUGUGGAUGUUCAUUUGGUGUUCAGGUUGUACUCAUAAUUUUAUUGUGUAAUUUUACCUCACUUUUUGAGCAUGUUGGAACAACUGUUGAUUGUAUUUUGU